CCGUUCACUGGGCAAUGAUCCGUCAAGCAAUCGACACGGCAAGUGAGUCUCGCCAGUUGGUCAAAACAAAAAGUGAUUGAUUCCCGUCAUUUUUCAAUGAUCCUUUCGUGAGUGAGUAGUGCUUCGUGUCGCUUGCAGGACGAGCAGUUUGCCAGGACCCGGGAGCAUCCUGCCAGGACGAGAUUCGCUUGAUUCGUCGAACGCCGCGCAUCAUCCACAGACUGCGGCCGCAUCAAAUGUCAGCGGUAGCUCGGACCGCGACGUCCUCGAACGCAUCCGACCGAACUUAGAAAAUUGCCUUUGUGCGAGUGCUUGGAGCGAGCGGCUGGACGCGGCGACGCGCUUCGACGCAGUGCCGAGGACUUUAAUUUUUUCCGUCGUUGCCUGGCUCGACUUCGACUCUGAAAAUUUUCUCGACUUUUGUUCUGCGGACAAGUCGUGGUGAACGUGAAGCGCCGAGUGACGGCUGGGACUUAGAAAAUUUUCGCGUGGAGCAGCGAGAUGAGCGUGGAAAAUGCUGAAAACGCCAAUGGCGGCGAAACUGAGGCUAAGCCUCAAAAUGGAGACUUUAGCGAUCAUCGUCCCAAUGGGAUAAGUAAUGGUCAUAUUGAAAGCAAUAGUAACAGCAGUAAGCAUAAGUCGUCCAGUAAAGAUAAGCAUAGGGAUAAAGAUAAGGACUACAAGAGUUCCUCGAAGAGCAGCAGCAGUAAUCGUGACAAGGAUUCCGAUAAAUACAAGAGUUCGUCGAGUAGUAGUAAAGAUAAACACAGGGAUAAGGAUAGGGAUAGAGAUCGUGAUAAGGAUAAGGAUAAGCAUAAAUCAUCAUCGUCCUCGCACAAGUCUUCUUCGCGCGAUAAAGAUAGGGAUAAAGAUCGUGAAGAUCGUAAGGAUCGCGAUAAAGAAAAGGAUAAAGAGCGUAGCCGUGAUAAGGAUAAGGAGAAGGAUAAGGAAAGAAGCAAGGAUAAAGAAAAGAGUGAUCGCGAUGCAGACCGGAAAAAAGAUCAUAAAAGUAGUUCUCGUGAUAAGGAUCGCGAGAAAGAUCGUGAUAAGGAUAAGGAACGUCAUCGCGACAAAGACAAGGAUAAGGAUAAAGAGCAUAAAUCAUCAUCAAGUUCAAAGGAUAAACAUUCCAGUUCAUCAUCAUCGAAAUCAAAGGACAAAGAUAAGGAACGUGAAAAAGAUAGAGACAAACAUUCAUCAUCCUCUAAAGAUAAGGACCGCCACCGUGAUAAGGAUCGAAAAGAUCGCGAUAAAGAUAAGCAUUCAUCGUCUUCAUCGAAAAAGGAUAAAGUCGAUGAAAAACCUAAUAUUAAAUUGGAAGAGCCAGAAGUUAAGGAAGAAAUCAAACAGGAAGCAGAUGAAACAUGCGAUGGUCAAUUCAAUAAUGACUUGCCUGUAAUCAAAGAGAAUGAACCAUAUUGCGGAACAAAGCAGGAAUUCAAAGAUGAAGUUAUGAAUAACUCACAGGCUAGUUCCUGUGAUUAUUCAAUGUCCCAAUUCCGAGAUGAUGAGCCUGCAUUCGAAAUAAAGGAAGAAUCGGCCGAUGAGAGUCAAGAGGUGAACAUCGAAAACGAUACUGCAGAUGAAACGGAUCCAUUAUUUUCUAGUGGUGGUGGUGAUAUGAAUGAAACGCAUGAAACCACCACCCAAGAUCAGGAUGGUAGUUAUGAUGACGAUGAUGAUGACAUGCCUCUGUCGAAACAACGCAAGAAGCGUCCCGCCAAGGAAGUAGACAGCGAUGAUGAUGCUCCGCUUAUUACGAAGAAGAAAGCAAAGACAGCAAAAACGAAAGAGAAAUCGGCGAAAAAGGGCAAGAAGAAGCGUGAAGUGGAAGAGGAUGAAGAGGAAGAAGAAUAUACGGAAAAGCCUAAGAAGAAGAAAGCGAAAAAAGAAAAGGAGAAGCCUGUUCAAGUGAAAAGCGUGUCCACCACCGAAGAGUCUCCUACUAAGGGCGGUCGAAAGAAGAAGACCGAACAAGAAGAACAGGAUGUUUGGAGAUGGUGGGAAGAGGAGAAGCGCGAAGAUGGUGUCAAGUGGAAUUUCCUGGAACACAAAGGGCCUGUUUUUGCUCCUGAUUACGAGCCACUGCCAGCUAACGUGAAAUUCUUCUACGACGGCAAAGAGAUGAAAUUGUCUCAGGACGCCGAGGAGAUAGCUAGUUUCUACGCGAGGAUGUUAAACCACGAUUAUGUGACUAAACAAGUCUUCAAUGAUAAUUUCUUCAAAGAUUGGCGCAAGUCCAUGACGUCCAAGGAGAAGGAAACCAUCAAACACUUGGACAAGUGCAAUUUCGAGCAGAUGCAUCAAUACUUCCAAAUGUUAUCUGAGAAGAAUAAGAAUCGAUCGAAGGAAGAAAAGUUGGCCCUGAAGGAAGCCAAUGAGAAACUGGUCGCAGAGUAUGGUUUCUGCACUAUUGAUGGCCACAAGGAGAAGAUUGGUAACUUCAAACUUGAACCGCCGGGUCUGUUCCGUGGCCGAGGAGAGCAUCCUAAAAUGGGUUUGGUGAAAAAGCGCCUCAUGCCUGAGGAUAUUAUGAUAAACUGUUCGAAGGACAGUAAUAUACCACAACCUCCGAAAGGGCACAAGUGGAAGGAAGUUCGUCACGACAACACGGUUACCUGGUUGGCAUCGUGGGUAGAAAACAUCCAGGGUCAGGUUAAGUACAUUAUGUUGAAUCCCAGUUCAAAAUUGAAAGGAGAGAAGGACUACAUGAAAUACGAAACCGCUCGUCGCCUAGACAAGCACAUAGACAAAAUUCGACACACCUACCGCGAAGAAUGGAAAUCGAAGGAGAUGAGAAUACGACAACGAGCCGUAGCUCUUUAUUUCAUAGAUAAAUUGGCUUUGAGAGCUGGUAACGAGAAGGACGAGGACCAAGCUGAUACAGUAGGCUGCUGCUCGCUGCGUGUAGAACACAUAGCUCUCCACAAAGAAAUGGACGGUAAGGAAAACGUGGUCGUUUUCGAUUUCCUCGGUAAGGAUUCCAUUCGUUACUAUAAUGCGGUCGAGGUCGAAAAGCGGGUGUUCAAGAAUUUGGAACUGUUCAUGGAGAAUAAGAAAGAAGGCGAUGAUUUGUUCGAUCGGUUGAACACAAGUGUUUUGAAUGAACAUUUGAGAGAUCUUAUGGAAGGACUUACCGCUAAGGUAUUCCGUACGUACAACGCAUCAAUCACGCUACAAAAUCAAUUAGACCUGCUUACUGAUCCUGAUUCAAGUGUACCGGAAAAACUUUUAGCCUACAAUCGUGCCAAUCGCGCCGUAGCUGUUCUGUGCAACCAUCAACGGUCUGUGCCUAAAGGUCACGAGAAAAGUAUGUCAAAUUUGAAGGAGAAAAUUCGGCAAAAGCGUGAAGCUAUUGAUGAUUGUGAAGCUGAACUUCAUGAUCUUCAAAAGGCCGCCAAAAGAGGUUCUGUAAAGGAGAAAAUCAAUUGCGAUAAGAAGAGAAAGCAACUGGAACGGCUCAAGGAGCAACUCAAAAAAUUAGAACUACAAGAGACUGAUAGGGAUGAGAACAAAACUAUUGCAUUGGGUACAUCAAAACUGAACUAUCUCGAUCCAAGGAUAUCGGUUGCAUGGUGCAAAAAGUUCGGGGUACCCAUUGAAAAGAUAUUCAAUAAGACACAACGGGAUAAAUUCCGAUGGGCUAUUCAUAUGGCCGAUGAAAAUUAUAGAUUUUAAAUCAUUAAUUUUAAGAUAAACUCAGACGUGUUACGCCUAGAUAUAUGUGAGGAAAUUAUCGAUAUAAUGUUUGUCAGAAACAUCCGCAAGGAAUGCAAAAUCGUACGUUGAGGCUACGAUUAUAUAAUUGUAUUUCUCGGGGGUUCGACAAAAACACAAAAAAAAACCAUACAAAUGUAUGCAAAAACAAACCCAUCUAGAAACAAACAAAAAAAAAGAUAUCAUUCUAGUGCAGUUAGUAACAUUGACAUUGAUCAUGUUCCCUUCCAUAUUAUUUAUCCUUGAAACAAGUCGAAAUGCAUACAAAAAUAGUGUAAAACAAAAAAAAAAGUAUAAAUAAAAAAAAUAUGUAGAUUUUCUAUAAUUUUUCCGUAGUUUAUAGAUAGAUUGAUUUAUCCUAUUCAUUUUUGUUCCCAUGCAGUGAUUUGAUGUUCAAUUAUCGAAAUGUCAAAUAUUAUUUCGUGGUUCAAAUGGAAUAAUUAUCUAAAUAGGAACUAAGCAUCGUUAAGGAACGAUCACUCUUGAUUUUAGGUUUUACCACAGCGUAACAGAGAUUAUGAAUCCAAUUGAAACAAGAAAACAAUUUUACCACCAGCAAACUAGCUAAAUUUUAUAUAAAUAUUACUUAAUUGGGAGAGAUACGUGACAUAUGGCUAAUUUGUCGAUAUAUAAGUGAAAUAUAUAUUUAGAUAUAAUAAAUUUCACGUGUAGUUUCGGACCAGCUGCAAACAUUUGCUGAGAGAGAGAGAGAUAAUGUCCCCGAAAUUGCUCCUUAAGUAAUUCAGAUUAUUUUAGUUAAGAUUUAAUUACAAUGAAGGUAUUUGCAAAGUGCAAAAUUCAAUUAUUUUUUCCAAAUAGAAUUUUAGAUGUAACUCAUUGUAAAUAAAGUACAGACGUGCAUAAUUUAAUAAAAUUGACACAUUAUAAUUGGAUUGCAAUAAAUGGAA
Messenger RNA from Hermetia illucens (black soldier fly), 4625 nucleotides. RefSeq names its product DNA topoisomerase 1 (gene Top1). Bases 502 to 3678 code for a protein of 1058 amino acids. Gene Ontology annotation, molecular function: DNA binding; DNA topoisomerase type I (single strand cut, ATP-independent) activity. The transcript is spliced from 9 exons. The record is from RefSeq and is a predicted model, not a curated record. Gene Ontology annotation, cellular component: chromosome; nucleolus. Gene Ontology annotation, biological process: DNA topological change; chromosome segregation; DNA replication. NCBI's taxonomy places the organism in Eukaryota, Metazoa, Arthropoda, Insecta, Diptera, Stratiomyidae.